Messenger RNA from Scutellospora calospora, 270 nucleotides. NCBI's taxonomy places the organism in Eukaryota, Fungi, Glomeromycota, Glomeromycetes, Diversisporales, Gigasporaceae. The record is from the annotation of a GenBank genome assembly.
GAAAAUAAGCAUUUGGUCGUAAUGAAUCAACCUAGAAGUCAGCUUACGAACCAACCUACGAACCAAUCUAUGAAUCAAUAUAUUAAUCAACAUAUAAAUCAAUCUAUAAACACUAAUAUUCCUGUAAAUUUAUCUUUUGAUAAACUUUCUGCUCAACAAAAAUAUAAAGUUUUAACCACGGGUACAGAUCCGUUUAUUAAAACGCAAAAAAUAGAAAAUCAGACAGUUCAACUUUCAGAAUUUAUUUUUUUAGGAACUUCCUUUCAAUAA